CUGGCCACAGAUGUAAAGCAAAUAUUUACUGAAACGAAGUUGUUCGACGCAAAAGUAUAAAGUAACAAAGCAUUGUGAAAAAUAUUAGUUUGUGAGCAAUUGAUUAAGAAGGAUGUCUUGGUUCAAAGUUUGGACUGGGAUCAAAAGUAAAACAUGCAGGUAUUUACUGCAACGGUAUUUGGGUCAGUUUUUGGAAGAUAAACUAGACUUGAAGCAAUUUAAUGUGGAUUUGUACAACGGGAAAGCUACAGUGAAAAAUGUAUCGUUAAAUGCAAAAGCGUUAAACGCAAUUUUGGAAGCUCAAGGAUGGGCUAUAGAAAUCAUAAGUGGCCAUAUUGGCGUUCUCACAGUUUCAGUGCCAUGGAACGCAUUAAUGUCGAAUAGCAGCUCUAUUGAAGUUUCAGACGUAGUUAUUUCGGUAAGACCUGUGCAAAGAAAAAAUAAUGGAACGUCCAUGCUGGAAUCAAUGUGGUCGUCAGCAAGCAAUUCUAUGCAGUUAGCUGAAGAAUGUAUGAAGCAAGAUGAUGAAGAUAAUGAAGAAAACUAUCAAAUAGAUGCAAAAUCAAUUCCAGGAUUGGAGAAAUUUGCAGAAACUAUUGAUAGCAUUUUAAACAGAAUUAAAGCUACAUUUACAAAUACGUUUAUAGAACUGCAAUAUCAUUCAGCAGAUAAUUCAAAAGCCAUAUCAUUGUGCUUUAAAAUAGAUGAGUUAAUAUACGAAAAUGUCACGGGCUGCAUGCAAGAACAAAAACAGGAAUCCCACAGGUUCCAAACCAGCAAUCAGGGAGCUACCGACGAGAAUAAAUAUCUGCUGCCUAUGUUUGCGAAACAUAAUAUCAGUGUAUGUGGUUUAACUAUAAGUACUGAAGAGUUGAAGACAAUGAGCGAAAGUUCAAUAUAUGCUCAUACAGAUUUUCCUCAAUCCAGUGCUAUUCCUAUCAUGGAAGUAAGAGAAGCAAUACAUUUCCGAAUCAAAAUGAAACAAUCGGAAAAUAUAAAUGGACCUAAAAUAAUAAUUGAUUCCGAUAUCGGUUCGAUUUACACUCUUAUUACGCCAAGACAAAUACACUUGAUUUUAAAACUUAUACAAGCAUUUCAAAAUGAUAAUUGUGAUAAACAAGACGUUGAAUAUUUCGAAGAAAAGCCUUAUAAUGAUAAUUAUAUGUAUCAGAAUACCAAUGAAACGGUUAAAUUGGGUAAUUGGAUAGAUUGCGAAACCGGCCCCUCAGUUGGAGACCCCCUACAUCGCAUAAAUUUGGAUCGUUUAAAAGACUUGUCGAUUGGAUAUUCGCCACCUAGCAGCUCCAUGAGCUCUAGCACCACACUAACUGGCUUGUCAAAGUGGCAACGUAAAACAACAAGUUUGGAGUACUCCGGUGACAUUUUAAGUUUUUCGGUGAAAAUAUCGGCAUUUGUGUCCAUAAUACUUUUGGAAGACGUAUUGGUAGAAAGCAUCACAAAUAAUCAGAGUCCUCUAAAUAGAACAAGCGAACAAAAUAUGAUUGAGUUUUCUAAACAAUUUUUCGAUCAUGUUCAUCAAGCGAGUAAAGAGAAAAUCGAUUCCGUGGCAUUAACAUGUGGUAAAAACCAUUUGUUCUUUUCUAUAUCACCAAUAAAUUGUGAAGGAAGUCAGCACAGGAUAAAACAAAUGAUAUUGUCGAAAAUUAACUUCGUAGCACAAAAGAUUGACCUUUACGAAGUAUUGAAUUCGAAACAAUCUGAGUUAAUAACAUUUGACCACAGCGAAAAUUACAACACAGCCGAUGUUUCUGUACAUAUUAAAUCGGACGUUAAUUCAAAAAGUGUAGAUAUCGUAUUGCAAAACUGCCGUAUAGAACUAGAUAUAUCCAUAUACGAUCGCCUCAGUGCUAUUUUUGCAGCCUCACCUUUUACUGCGUUCUCAUCUAAGCACACCCCCUCUUCAUUCUUGAAGCAAGAAGCACCAAAAUCAACAUUAACUACAAAUUUGACAUCGACAUCAGUGGAGUUGAUAUUACGUUUUCCAAUUUACGAUGCUAGACCAAUACACGAUCCAAAUCGAGUGCCAUGGUGGCAACAAAAUGUACGACCUGAUUAUAUGAUUAUUUCACUUGACUAUGUUCGUAUGAAGUUUGCUGGCGGAAUAUUUGAGCUAUUGACAAAUGAAUUAAAUGCUUACUAUGUUGAAAAAGACAGAAGUGAAAAAGUUUGGUUACUCAAAACAAAUUCAACGAAAUCAAACGCAGAGGUUAUCGAUUAUGUUAAAGUCUCGGUCACAAUACCAGAUGAUUAUUACUGGAGAAAUAUAAAGAAUGUCUACUCAGAUGGCAAUUUCUAUGAAAAUAUAAAAACAAAUAUAGACAGUUUACCAUUUAGUGCGAAACGUGUUUGUAGGGAAAGCGAUACCCUACAUAACAAAACUGACUGUAUGGAGUCCGAAACUAUAUUGCUGCCUGGCGAAACGGAAGAACUAGUUGAGUUUCGUAGAGCUACAAUGCGCACUUCCAGAAUACAAGUUGAAGUGACUACACCAAACUUACACCUCGUGCUGGAAUCAAAAAAAUUGUACGAAGUUAUCUAUAACCGCUUCAACACGGACCUUUUCAUGUGGGAACCGAGUUCACCUAUUUUGAACUCAAUGAACACGAUUUGUCUUGAAAAUAAGCAAAGUAUAUAUAAUAUACCACAUUCGUCAGAGCCGCAAUACAGGGGUUUCAAUGAGUUUGAUUUAUCCGAUUCUGAAGAAAGCGGCUCAUACACAAAUCAGAAUAUAAACCUUAAAAAUAUCUCUAUGACAGAGAGUAUAUAUUUUUCGAUACAUGAUUCGCACAAUGUAGAGGAGAGCUAUAGAGAAGAGUUUAACAUAAAGAAAAGCCAAUUCUCCAUUAAUCUUUCAAUACAAAAUGGAAUGGUGGAAUUAUUUACUUCAAUAAGAGACGCAGAAAACCAAAUAAUACCUAAAGAUUUGGGUAAAAUAGAAAUCAGUGUGAAUGAGCUCAAUAUAUUUUCCGUAAAUGGUUACAAUGAUAAUAAACAUUUAUGUUAUUUAUGCAUACAAAUUGGUGAUAUUAAAAUGGAUCAUUGUGGACUAUUGCAACGAACGUCCACAAAACUUUCCACUGAGACUGAGCGGAUGAUGCAGAAAACGUUCUAUAAAACACCAACAGGCUUGUUGAAGUCUAAUCAAACAAGUAUGAAAGAAAGGGAAAUGCUCUCUCUGGUCAUCGAAACGAAACGUGUGCCAGACCAACGUGUGAAGAGAAUCGUGGUGACUACCGGUAUCCAGCAGGCAACAUUGGGAUACCAUCCCUCUGUAACAAAUCAGUUUUGGCUGAAUCAACUUAUUGAUUUUCUUGAUGUGGUCGACUACCCCAUAGAAGGGUAUGUACCAUUUGGCAUAGUGACGGAAAUGCAGCUGCAUUUGUGGAACUGCGCAAUUGAUUACAGGCCAACAAACUUUGAUUAUCGUGCCAUAGUUGAAUUGGGUGCUUUCACAAUAAGCAGUAACGUUAUAUCCUCUGUAACGGGAUGUAAUUUACGUUUCAUCAUUGAAGAUUUUAUUCUAUCUAUCGCGCCCAAUAAAGUAAACAAGACAAGUCCAAAAGCUGGCAAAAAAGAGACAAUUGAUUCAAAGUAUCUGGUACCCGUACUUGAUAUCGGUUUAGUCGACAUAUCACUAAGGCUAAACGAGAACUCAGAAAAACAUCCGAAAUUUGAUUUACGUUGUUCUGUGCAUGAUGCACAUUUGCGCACAUGCAGUGAUUCGGGCAAAGCACUAGCGCAACUCAUCGAACACCUCGCAAAUGAUGGCGACACCGUAGAUAAUGAACAAAAUAUUUCAUCUACAACAUUGCAGCAAUCUGGACUAGAUAUCAGCGAAACGUCUACAUUGGAUGGACAUAAGCGAAAAGACAGCUUAACUGAACAACAAGAAUGGCAACAAGAACGUGUAAACGUAAUGAUGGCAGAAGCCCUCAGAGAAACGGAGGCAUUGAGUGUAGUGCCCUCAACCUCAAAGAACGCAAAAAUGGUUGGUUAUGGCAUUGAACCAUUCUAUUUCCCGGAUGAGCAGCAACUGGGCACAUUAGACGACGAUUACGAUUGUGGCGAUGACUUAUCCGCAAUUGUAAAUUUUGAGCAUCACGUUAUGACUACAUCUUUUUGUCCUACAGAACCGAGUGUAGAGGUGUUACCACAGAUUAAAUCCGAUUUGGGCGAUGUUAAUAAUGAGCGUAGAUACAGCAUGCAAAAGCGUCAGCCACGCGAGGAUGAAUAUUGUGUUAUAUCCGAAGAUGAGCGCCGAAAGGUUUCGCAAUGUGGCGUACGCGAGGUGAAAUUAUGCGAAGACCCUAUACGCAUAGUGGACAACCACUUCUUCUUACCCACUAAUAAGUUGGAUUUACUUCAACCUCCGGAUGAUUUCCCAAUGCCUGUAUCGCGUUACACACUUUGUGAAAUGACAUUCACAUGGCAUCUUUAUGGUGGCAGAGAUUUUCAAACGACAACCGAUGAUAAUACUGCGAAAGAUGAUACAGGUCCCUUCCGUAUGUCUGAUGCCUACAAACAUGGUGUGUCGUACUCAAAAGGCAGCAAUAGUGUUUGCGGUGCAAAAAAAGCGAAAGACCUAUCGUGGAAAACAAUUGGAGGUGUGCAGCGCAAUCACGAAGUACUUGUGGAAAUACAGUUAACCAAAGUACGUUUGUCACAUGAAAUGUAUCCAAACCAUCUAACCCAGGCCUCGCGACAAGUUCUAGUAAUCCAUGAUAUGGAAAUUCGAGACCGUUUGAAAUCUUCCGAAAUUAAUAAAUUUUUAUACAAUCCUAAUUCUAAGACUACAUCACAGAAAUGCCCACAACAAAUGCUUGUGGUAAAGGCUUUGCAUGUCAGACCGAAGCCCACAAUUAACUCGACACAAGAGUGCUCAUUGAGGGUUUCUCUUUUGCCAAUGCGGCUUAACAUCGAUCAAGAUACACUAAUUUUCUUGGCAGAUUAUUUUACAAAUAUUAGCAGUAACAUGAAAGAGACAAAUCCAUCGGACAAUAAUCAACCGGCCGAAGCACAAGCACCUAUUAUGGAUGUGGAGCUGUCUGAAGAUGACGAAGACUUGCAGGCAAGAAAUCUCAUAUCGACAAAUCUUGAGUUACUCGAAAAUGAAGUAACCGACAAAACGGACAAACAAAUACAAACAGAUGAGUUGGAAAAGUCAUCUCCAAUAUACUUCCGUGAAGUUAUAUUUGGUCCAGACGUAUCAAUACGUUUCGACUAUCAUGGUCGUCGUGUGGAACUUUCGCGCGGUCCCAUAGCAGGACUGCUUAUGGGGCUAGGUCAAUUGCAGUGCUCCGAAAUUAAAUUAAAAAAGAUCAUAUACCGUCGGGGCUUCUUAGGGGUGGACAAGCUAAUAGCAUACUUGUGUCGAGAGUGGCUCAAAGACAUUAAGCGGAAUCAGCUACCAAAAAUUUUGAAAGGUGUCGGGCCAACUUAUUCAUUCGUGCAAUUUAUACAAGGUGUAAUCGAUCUAUUCCGUUUGCCAAUUGAACAAUAUCAACGCGAUGGACGUUUAAUUCGCGGACUUCAACUGGGCGCACAAAGUUUUACGGCAAGAACAGCGCUAGCAGCGCUGGAAAUAACUUCACGUGUUAUACAGAUUUUACAAUUUACAGCUGAGACAGCAUUUGAUAUGGUGUCUUCUGGACCCUCUAUACGAACAGUGCGCCGACAUCGUAGAGAUAGAAAGAAACGUUCGAAUAGGCCGAAAGACAUGCGUGAAGGUGUGACGAAUGCGUACCUGAUAGUGAAGGAGGGAUUUAACGAUUCAGCCGCCACACUUAUAGAGACAGCCGUUGCAGAGCACGACCAGAAGGGAUAUACUGGGGCGGUGGGGGCUGUGAUGAGACAGAUACCACAAUUAGUUGUUUGUCCGGCAGUUUUGGCUACUCAGGCUACAACCAACAUCUUGGGCGGAGUCAAAAGCUCUCUUGUACCUGACGCCAAAGUUGAAGCGCGUGAAAAAUGGAAAACCGAUAUUGACUAAAUAUUCGUUUUAUAUAACUAAACUAUAUACAUAUAUAUAUAUAUAUAACUAGUUAAGUGUGAUGUACUAUAACAAAUAGAUUUUAUACGUUCAAUUGAAAUUAUAAUUAAUUCUAUGUACUGUUUAAAUGCAAUGAAUGAGCCUAAAGCGAUAAGUAAGUAUAUACAUAUAUAUGUAUGUAUGCACUUUGUUAUUUUCAAUGAAUUUCGAGAUUACUUGGCUAAUAAUUUUCUAUAUGACACAUUUGAUAAAUCACUAAACAUUAAUUGCGUAGUAUAUUCUGCGUGUAAGGAUUUACGAAAAUAAAUGAAUGUUGAGCAUAAGCCUUUUUUUAUAUUAUUGAGUAACAUUUAAUACUAUUAUACUAUACUCCUUUAUCAACACGCCUUGAAUUCAUGUGUCUGCAUACACAUGUGAACAUUUCCAGCUUUUGUUCUUUUAAAAAUUGAAAUGCACAAGGUCAACUAAUGUAUAAUUUACAUAUCAAAUAUAACCAUACAUAUAUAAAAUGUACAUAUGUUCAUGCAUAUUUCCGUGUGUGUGUUGUUUUGAAUCAAUUGGGGUUUGAGUCGGUUUAUAAAAUGAUAAGCUUUACUAUAAUUAUAAAUUAAGUGCAAGUGCAUGUAAAUUUUUACUACUCUGCACUAAAAGUUUUGUUUUAUAUAAAACUUGGCUGGAAACGGUCAU
Zeugodacus cucurbitae (melon fly) is the source of this 6697-nucleotide messenger RNA. Its product is annotated as autophagy-related protein 2 homolog A. Lineage: Eukaryota; Metazoa; Arthropoda; Insecta; Diptera; Tephritidae. The record is from RefSeq and is a predicted model, not a curated record. The transcript has a single exon. Gene Ontology annotation, molecular function: phosphatidylinositol-3-phosphate binding. The coding region runs from base 113 to 6010 and encodes 1965 amino acids. Gene Ontology annotation, cellular component: phagophore assembly site; extrinsic component of membrane. Gene Ontology annotation, biological process: autophagosome assembly; autophagy of mitochondrion; piecemeal microautophagy of the nucleus.